Ixodes scapularis (black-legged tick) is the source of this 1191-nucleotide messenger RNA. Its product is annotated as hyaluronan mediated motility receptor-like. The record is from RefSeq and is a predicted model, not a curated record. NCBI's taxonomy places the organism in Eukaryota, Metazoa, Arthropoda, Arachnida, Ixodida, Ixodidae. The coding region runs from base 1 to 1191 and encodes 396 amino acids. The transcript has 3 exons.
AUGGCUAUGGUUGAAAGGCAAAAGUUGAAAACGAAGGAUGUCCUUCUUCAAGACUGGGGCGAGGACUUGCCGCUAGUUCAGAAUGAUUCCGAAGAACGAGAGUUCAGUGCCUUUCAGUACCUCAAGAAGCUGCUGGACAUCGCAAGACGCAAGAGAGAGGCCCUGAAAAACCAGCUUGCUAAAAAAGAGGAGCAGUUCAAUCUACUUCAGCAAAACUAUCAGUACUUAAAGGACCGGUACCAGAGGCCGUUACAAGACCUCGGGGCAUUUGUCCGGAGCAUCAUCGAAGCAUUUGUCCGGAGCAUCAUCGAGCACACCAACCAGUCAUCAGAAGCUGCAGUGUCUCUUGAAGCAAGUCAGCUGGAAGACUUGAACCGUAUGCUGGCAGUGCUUCAGGAACGGGUCACAUCCUUGACAGUUAGGAACGAGCUCCUCGCUCAAGCAGAAACAGAGUGCGAGAGGAUAGACGAGAAAGUCAGCAGCCUCCUAAAACGCAACGGAAAGCUAGAAAGCGAAGCCGACAUUUUGUGGUCAAAACUUUCCUGCCUGGAGGAGCAAGCUGAGAUGCUCGUCAGCGACAACAAACAUUUUCAACAGCUAGCUGAGAACUUAAAACAGGCACGACAUUGCCUCGGGGAGGAGUUGAAGACUCAGCGCGAGCAGCACGUCAAGGCCACCAAGGAGAUAGAGAACAAGCACUGCACUGCGCUGGACGAAGCGGCCAAGUGUGAGGCAGCCCUAUCAGCGCUGAAGACAGACCACUCCCAGCUGUUGGACAAGUAUAACCACAUUAUAUACAGACACCGGAACCUACAGGAAGAGUUUCACGCGGCAGCCCAAGAGAAACGCAGUUUGGAUGACAGGUGCGCUCAGCUCACAAAAGAGUGGGCAACAGCCAGACGAGGUCUCGCAGUCUUCGAGGAGCAGCAGGGCGCAGUGGGACAAAAGACCAUGCAGGAGCUGCAAGAGCUGUGGCAAGCAAACCAGCAGUUGCAAGAGCGCUUUCGCCUGCUCAAGGACAAGCAUCUCAAGGCUGAAGAACGGUUGGUACAGGCGCCAAACCGAAAAGUGGAGGCCUCGAUGGAACAUGUCACCGAGGGCACUGGGGGUACAGCGAGAACUUUGGAGGCACCAGCAAGCCGAGUCAAGAUAGAGGAACUCUCCCGGCGGUACGAGUCCCUUUUAAAAUAG